CGUUCGGCUUGUCCGAGUCCCUGUGGCACCGACGAGUCGAGACCUGCCGGCGAGGCUGAUGCUGUCGCAGUCGGCUGGCCACCGAGCGCCGAGGCCAUGCCUCUGCACCGUCUUCAAGGCAGCCACGAGGCGAAGAAGUCAGUCGGUCUCGGGUCGUCGAGUCCAGUUGCGCAGACGCCGUCGCCUCGAGGGGCAGGAGGUGAGGAGAACCAAGCUUCUGGCCACGAAGCUCAAGUUCAAGGAUCCACGACGUCGACGGGGUCACAGUCACAGGCCAUGAACAGCGAUGGUGCAGAGGUGGUAGGCUCAAGUUCACUUGAGACGAAGGACCGGAUGGAAUAUCAUUUUGCGAGUCUGAAAACCCUCAUGGAGGUGAAUCCUUGUUGCGCUUUCGUCUGUCGUGUGACGGACAUCGUCUUUUUGCUGAAUUAUCGUUCAGCAUGGCAUCCUGCUCUGAUGAUGUCCGUCACAUGUCGGACGAAAGCUCAGCAAGGUUGCAUCUGGGUCGCGGACCUAUUCGCACAAAUCCACCCUUCCACUCGCCUCUUCAAACGAAAUGAAAAGUAA
Messenger RNA from Protopolystoma xenopodis, 567 nucleotides. Lineage: Eukaryota; Metazoa; Platyhelminthes; Monogenea; Polystomatidea; Polystomatidae. The record is from the annotation of a GenBank genome assembly.